Homo sapiens (human) is the source of this 3449-nucleotide messenger RNA. RefSeq names its product olfactory receptor family 10 subfamily G member 7 (gene OR10G7). NCBI's taxonomy places the organism in Eukaryota, Metazoa, Chordata, Mammalia, Primates, Hominidae. Gene Ontology annotation, biological process: G protein-coupled receptor signaling pathway. Gene Ontology annotation, cellular component: plasma membrane; membrane. Gene Ontology annotation, molecular function: G protein-coupled receptor activity; olfactory receptor activity. The transcript has 2 exons. The record is from RefSeq and is marked validated. Bases 461 to 1396 code for a protein of 311 amino acids.
AGAUAAUUAGCUCCUUUAUAACUAAAACCCAUAUUUACUAUUAUUAAAUUUAAAAAAGAAAUAGGAAAAAAAUCAUUCCCUGCACAAGGAGUUUUCAGAUCCAGAGUGUCAUAGUUAUUCAUUUUGGAAGUUGAUUUUUGGCUAAAUAAAAAGGUUUAUGGAAUGAUGGCCAUCCAAUGCAGAAUCAACUUUAGCAGAUGCAUUUGGAAAAAAUUCCAAGUGUUUAUCAUGAUGUCAACACAUUAUCUUCACUCAUAAGGACUGUAGAGCUAACGGAGUGUCUCCUAAGACAUCAAAUUCAUAUUAAGUUCUAUUUAAAAAGAGUUUCUUCUGUGGUUUCAUCUUUGCAAGAAAAGAAAAAUUAUACCACUUAUCAAGAACUGACAUUUUCUUUCAAUAUUGAAUUUUGCUUCAUGAUCCAAAACCUAGUUGUAAAAUUGAGCCCCAUAUAUGAGAAGAAAUGUCCAACGCCACCCUACUGACAGCGUUCAUCCUCACGGGCCUUCCCCAUGCCCCAGGGCUGGACGCCCCCCUCUUUGGAAUCUUCCUGGUGGUUUACGUGCUCACUGUGCUGGGGAACCUCCUCAUCCUGCUGGUGAUCAGGGUGGAUUCUCACCUCCACACCCCCAUGUACUACUUCCUCACCAACCUGUCCUUCAUUGACAUGUGGUUCUCCACUGUCACGGUGCCCAAAAUGCUGAUGACCUUGGUGUCCCCAAGCGGCAGGACUAUCUCCUUCCACAGCUGCGUGGCUCAGCUCUAUUUUUUCCACUUCCUGGGGAGCACCGAGUGUUUCCUCUACACAGUCAUGUCCUAUGAUCGCUACCUGGCCAUCAGUUACCCGCUCAGGUACACCAACAUGAUGACUGGGCGCUCGUGUGCCCUCCUGGCCACCGGCACUUGGCUCAGUGGCUCUCUGCACUCUGCUGUCCAGACCAUAUUGACUUUCCAUUUGCCCUACUGUGGACCCAACCAGAUCCAGCACUACUUCUGUGACGCACCGCCCAUCCUGAAACUGGCCUGUGCAGACACCUCAGCCAACGAGAUGGUCAUCUUUGUGAAUAUUGGGCUAGUGGCCUCGGGCUGCUUUGUCCUGAUAGUGCUGUCCUAUGUGUCCAUCGUCUGUUCCAUCCUGCGGAUCCGCACCUCAGAGGGGAGGCACAGAGCCUUUCAGACCUGUGCCUCCCACUGUAUCGUGGUCCUUUGCUUCUUUGGCCCUGGUCUUUUCAUUUACCUGAGGCCAGGCUCCAGGGACGCCUUGCAUGGGGUUGUGGCCGUUUUCUACACCACGCUGACUCCUCUUUUCAACCCUGUUGUGUACACCCUGAGAAACAAGGAGGUAAAGAAAGCUCUGUUGAAGCUGAAAAAUGGGUCAGUAUUUGCUCAGGGUGAAUAGUUAAGAAAGGCCAUAUAUGGCUAACUUUUCUUUUUUUAUUUGUAAUUAAAUUAAACCUUCAACAUAAGCAUUAUACUUGAAUGGAGCAUUUCAAUUAUUCAGUCUUAAUUUUUAAUUGGACAGUUAAUUAAUUUUUCAUUUUUUUCUGCAGAGUGUUUGUUAGAAUCCUAGUUAAAGCAGCCAUUUCACGGUGAUAAUCUAAGAGAAAGGAUAAUAGUCUAUUCUUUUCACGUUCCAUUAAGUAAUCAGAAAAGUAAUUUAUUUUCUUAUAUAAAUAUUUUCCAGAAUUGUUAUUCAGUAUAAUGUUCUUACAGUUUAUUUUGUGUCAUUUAAGUCAAAGCCUUAUAAAAAUCUUUUCAUGUUUUAAACUUUCUAUAUUGAAAAAUUCAUUAUAGCAUUCAUAAAUAACUACAUAAUUUAAUAUCCAUAAGAUAAAAUUUUUACUUUAGAAAAUACUAGACAAAAAGGCUUGGUUCUCAAGAAGAAUGGCUUUAUUCACAUUCAUGGGCCAAUAAAAACCAUAUAACUCUUUAAUAUUUUUUUCUUACUUUGGCCUGAAAGAUUUCUGAGAGUAAAUAUUUGUCCAUUUAUGCACUGUAUACACUGUACACAUUGUAUUGGUCUCUGAUGACAACUAUCUAGACUUUCCUUCCAUAUUUGUGGAGCUGCCAAUCUCUUAUCCUCAAUGGCAAGUUUCCAUUUUCAGCAAUUUUAAAAUUAUUUUUAUAAGUACCAGAGGAUAAAUAAUAAAUAUACAAAAAUGAUCAAAUAAUCUUAGAGACAAAAAUAUGCAGUCAAAAACUGUUAAGAGUAUCCCUUAAUUUAGAAUAAAGUACUAGAUAAUAUUUCCCAUGUAAUUAGACUAUGUCUGCAAGUCACAUUCGUUUGUUUGACUUAAAGUAUAUGAAAUGGACUCUGUACACUCUCUGGGUAGGUAAGGCUCAGACCAUGAACCUUAUAAUCUGUCAUCCAAAUAAAUACAUAUAUUUAAAGUGUAAAUAAAUUUUUCUCAAAAUAAAUGUUUAAUUUAAAUACCACAGGUAUCCUGGUCAUGCCAACUCUGCCUAGCAUAGCAUGAAGAGUAAAAGAAAACUAGAAGGCAGCUGCUAGAACUGAAAAGCAUUUCUCAAACUCCUCAGAUUUGCAGCAGCUGCAUUUCAAAGAUGCUUUAGCAAGAAUGCUCCUUUGUGCCAACUUUCCAUAUCUUGCUCCAAGUAAACUGUGCGGUGAUAUUGAGAAGAAAAACAUACUAACUUGGUAAGCAUGAGCUACAUAAACCAUGACACAGUACAUGAAGCAUGAACUACAUAAACCAUGAUCAGUAUAAGAGGUAAAUUUUUGGUUUUCACACCAAGAAACCAGAUUGCUAUGGACCAAUUAUAUAAUUCAGCUCAUUUCUCAAAGGAAAAAACUGAGGUAGACAUAAACCAAAAUUACUUAGUCAUUGGAUUCACUUGGAUUCUUACACUUCUCUGUAACAUCACGCUGUUAUAUCUAACUUACCAUUACCUAAAAUGUUAUGGGAUAUUUAUUGGGUGUUAAGUCACAUGCUAAACAGUAGAUACGCAAAAACAAUAGACAAGGUCUCUGCAUUCACCAAAGUCAUUGUCUGGCAAGGGGGAAAAAUAUGUUGCAUUGUCCAGGUUACAUUGUUGUAAGUGCAAUGGAUGCCCAAGGAGAGAUUCAUUAUUAGUUUUGACUUGGAAAGAUGCUAAAGGAUUCAAAAUACUAUGGCAAUAUGUAUCACACACAACCAUUUUGAAAGUAAAUUAUUGAUAAACAUAUAUAAGAAGAAUGUCAGUCUUUAUUUAAUUGAAAAUGUUGUUGAAAUAAUUUUAGAAUCGCAUGAAGUUGUAAGAAAUAACACAGUGAUAGUUCUUGUUAUACCUUGCCCAGUUUCCCCCAAUGGUAACAGUUAGCAAAAUUGUAGUGCAAUAUCACAACUGGGAUAUUGACAUUAUUAUAAUCCACAAAUCUUAUUCAGAUUUUUCUAGUUUUACUCACGUGUAUGUGUGUGUAUUUGUUAAAUACUAUACAGUUUUAACACCAGUGU